Molecule: messenger RNA, 554 nt
Organism: Peromyscus californicus insignis
Lineage: Eukaryota; Metazoa; Chordata; Mammalia; Rodentia; Cricetidae
Gene: Bloc1s1
Product: biogenesis of lysosomal organelles complex 1 subunit 1
Exons: 4
Coding region: 108-485 (125 amino acids)
Biological process (GO): endosomal transport
Cellular component (GO): BLOC-1 complex
Source: RefSeq, a predicted model, not a curated record
UGCUGCGCUCACGUGACCCCGCCCUGCGGGAGCCAAGGCGCGAUUCAGCUCCCGCAGCCCGAGGGGGGGGGGCCCGUUGUGCCCACACACCCCAGCCCGGCUCGACCAUGCUGUCCCGCCUGCUCAAGGAACACCAGGCCAAGCAGAAUGAACGCAAGGAGCUGCAGGAGAAGAGGAGGCAAGAGGCCAUCACCGCAGCGACCUGCCUGACCGAAGCUUUGGUGGACCACCUCAAUGUGGGUGUGGCCCAGGCCUACAUGAACCAGAGGAAGCUGGACCAUGAAGUGAAGACCCUACAGGUCCAGGCUGCCCAGUUUGCCAAGCAGACAGGCCAGUGGAUUGGAAUGGUGGAGAACUUCAACCAGGCACUUAAGGAAAUUGGGGAUGUGGAGAACUGGGCUCGGAGUAUCGAGCUGGACAUGCGCACCAUUGCCACUGCCCUGGAAUACGUCUACAAAGGGCAGCUUCAGUCCGCCCCGUCCUAGCCUCUCUCCACCCUCCCAGACGGGAGGGAGACUGGUAGGGCCAUCAAUAAAACACAAGCUUACAUUCUA